Molecule: messenger RNA, 4605 nt
Organism: Pogona vitticeps (central bearded dragon)
Lineage: Eukaryota; Metazoa; Chordata; Lepidosauria; Squamata; Agamidae
Source: RefSeq, a predicted model, not a curated record
CGUGGCUCUGAUGGGGAAGCAGCACGGUUUGAAGAUGGAGAAAGAAGACUCGGCUGGCGCUGGAGUACAAAGUGACCCCCGUAGGAUGCAGAGUGGAAGGAGUGGGGAAUCAUGGGAAAGAAAGAGCCAGGAUAUCCUGGAUGGACACAUCAUCAGCUCACAGGAGCAGUGUCAGCGCUUCAGACAAUUCACCUACAAGGAGGCGGAGGGCCCCCGAGAAGCUUGCACCCAACUCCACCAUCUCUGCCAUCAGUGGCUGAAGCCAGAAAAGCACACGAAUAUUCAGAUCCUGGACCUGGUGAUCCUGGAGCAGUUCCUGGCCAUCCUUCCCCCGGUGAUGUCCAGCUGGGUGAGGGAAUGUGGAGCGGAGACCAGUUCCCAGGCGGUGGCCCUGGCCGAAGGCUUCCUCCUGAGUCAGGCCGAGGAGAAGAGGCAGGAAGAGCAGCAGAUCAAACCCCUCGCAGCAGAAUUUCAGAGUGAUUUCAUUGGUACAGAGAAGACCCCAUUGGACAGGAGGCAGAGUAUGCUCCCAAGAGGGGAGGAACAUGAUGAUGAUGAUGAUGGAGAUGCCCCCUUGAAGGGGGCUGGAAGGCUAUGUGGAAGAAGCGGUCCUUCAUCUCUUCUUCCCUGCGAUGGAGAGGAAUUGGAUAAGGAUCUGGUAACCUUUGAGGAGGUGGCUGUGAAUUUCACCCAGGAGGAAUGGGUACUGCUGGAUCCAGACCAGAGAUUCCUCCACAGGGAAGUCAUGGAGGAGAAUCGUUCGAUCGUGGCCUCUUUUGAUGGCGGGGAAAACAUUUCGGCAGCCGCAGAACCUCUUGAUUUUCCUGCUACCAUCACACCGCUUCAUGGCAACGAGAAAGGGGACCUGUGCUUAACAGCAGAUGAAGUAAGUUGUGCCACAGAAGAAGCCUACAAAUGCACCUUGUGUGGGAAAUAUUUUGUUGAACAUGUGGCACUUACACUGCAUGAGAGGGUCCACGCUGCAAGCCUGUGUUUCCGACAAAAAGUGUCCGGAAAAGUUCAUGAUAAUAAACCGCAAUUUGGAAGCCACCAGAGAAUCGAAAGGGGAGAAAAAAAAUACCAAUGUCAGGAAUGUGGGAAAAGAUUUGCCAGGCAUUUCUUCCUUCAGGUGCACCAGAGAGUCCACACAGGAGAGAAACCAUACAAAUGCGAAGAGUGUGGAAAAUAUUUUAAUCGCAAAUCCAACCUUUUGGCGCACCAAAAAAUCCACACAGGAGAUAAACCAUACAAAUGCCAGGACUGCGAGAAAUUAUUUUUUUGCAUUUCGGGCCUUGUGAAGCAUCGGAUGAUCCACACAGGAGAAAAACCAUACAAAUGCCAGGAAUGUGGAAAAUAUUUUAAUCGCAAUUCAAACCUUCUGGCCCACCAAAGGGUGCACACUGGAGAGAAACCACACAAAUGCCAAGAGUGCGGGAAAUGUUUUGCUCAGAAUUCAACCCUUCUCACACACCAGAGAAUCCACACAGGAGAGAAACCAUUCAGAUGUCAAGAGUGUGGGAAAUGUUUUGCUCAGAGUUCAGGCCUUCUGAAACACCAGAGUGUCCACACAGGAGAGCAGCCAUACCAAUGCCAAGAGUGUGGGGAAUGUUUUGGUUACAGUUCAGCCCUUUUGACGCACCAGAGUGUCCACACAGGAGAGAAAUUAUUCCCAUGCCAGCAGUGUGGGAAAUGUUUUGCUUACAAUUCAGCGCUUGUGAGACACCAGACUGUCCACACUGGAGAGAAACCAUUCAGAUGUCAGGAAUGUGGGAAAUGUUUUGCUCAGAGUUCAGGCCUUCUGAAACACCAAAGAGUCCACACUGGAGAGAGACCGUACAGGUGCCAAGAAUGUGGGAAAUGUUUUGUUCAAAGUUCAGGCCUCCUGAAACAUCAGCGAAUCCACACUGGAGAGAGACCAUACAAAUGCCAAGAGUGCGGGAAAUAUUUUGCUGAGAAUGCAACCCUUGUGAUCCACCAGAGAGUCCACACAGGAGAGAAACCCUACAAGUGCCAGGAGUGUGGGAAAUGUUUUUCCCAGAAUUCACACCUUCUGAAACACCAGCGGAUUCACACUGGAGAGAAACCAUACAAAUGCCAGGAGUGUGGAAAAUGCUUUACUCAGAAUGCAAACCUUCUGACACACCAGAGAGUUCACACUGGAGAGAGACCAUACAAAUGUAAGGAGUGUGGGAAAUGUUUUGCUCGAAAUGCAAGCCUUUAUGAACACCAAACUGUCCACACAGGAAACACACCAUUCAAAUGUGAGGCAUGUGGAAAAUGUUAUUCACACAAUUCAACCCUUUUAACACACCAGAGAAUCCACACUGGAGAGAAACCAUACAAAUGCCAAGAGUGUGGAAAAUGUUUUUCUCACAAUUCAACUCUUGUGAAACACUGGAGACUGCAUACUGGAGAGAAACCAUUCAAGUGCCAGGAGUGUGGGAAAAGUUUUGCUCUGAAUUCACAACUUCUAGGGCAUCAUAGAGUCCACACAGGAGAGAAACCAUACAAAUGCCAGGAGUGUGGGAAAUGCUUUUCUCAGAGUUCUACUCUUUUGCAACAUCUGAGACUCCACACUGGUGAGAAACCGUACAAAUGUCAAGUGUGUGGGAAACGUUUUGCUCGGAAUUCGCACCUUCUGAAACAUCACAGAGUCCACACUGGAGAGAAACCAUACAAAUGCCAGGAAUGUGAAAAAUGUUUUGCUCGAAACUCACACCUUCGGACACACCAGAGAGUCCACACUGGGGAGAAACCUUAUGAAUGUCAAGAGUGUGGUAAAUCUUUUGCUCGGAAAUCCAUCCUUCUGACACACCAGCGAGUCCACACUGGAGAGAAACCAUACACAUGCCAAGAGUGUGGGAAAUGUUUUACACGAAAUUCACACCUUCUGACGCACCAGAGAGUCCAUACAGGAGAGAAACCUUAUAAAUGCGAGGAGUGUGGGAAAUGUUAUAUUGAUAAUGUAAUUCUUUUGAGACACCAGAGAGUCCACACUGGAGAGAAACCAUACAAAUGCCAAGAGUGUGGGAAACGUUAUUCUCAGAAUUCAACCCUUCUAACACACCAGAGAGCCCACAGAGGAGAGAAACCACACAAAUGCCAAGAGUGUGGAAAGUCUUAUUCUCACAAUUCAGCCCUUUUGGCACAUCAGAGAGUCCACACUGGAGAGAAACCAUACACAUGCCAGUUGUGUGGAAAAUGUUUUACUCACAGUUCAACCCUUCGGACACACCAGAGAGUCCACACAGGGGAGAAACCUUACAAUUGUCAAGAGUGUGGGAAAUGUUUUGCUCUGAAUUCAACACUUUUGAAACACCUGAGGUUACACACUGGAGAGAAACCAUACAAAUGUCAAAAAUGUGACAGAUAUUUUUCUCAGAAUUCAAGCCUUCGGAAACACCAGAGAGUCCACAAAACAGAGGGCCUAUAUAAUUCCAGUCCAGAGGAGAGUGUUUUAUUUCUGAGUAAUUUUUCAGAAGAUAUCAGAGAGUCCACACAGGAGAGAAACUACACCAAUGCCAAGAGUAUAGGAAAUGUAUUUCUCACAGUUCAUCCCUUCUUCAACCCUAACGGGUCCACACUGGAGAGAAACCAUGCAAAUGCUAUGAGUGUUGGAGAUGAAUCACUUACGAUUCACAUCUUGUGACUCAUCACAGACUCAUCACCUGCACAGGAGAGUAAUCGCAGAUGUUGGUCAAACUAUUGAAGAGCAGGCCUCUUCAACUGUAAAUGAACCCUAUUCUCACUUCAUGGGAAGAAUAAGUCUGUCAGCUUCCUUUUAGUAGCCAGUGGCUACGUUUAUCAUGUCAUGGAGACCCAUUAAGCUGUGAAGUUUAAUCCCUGCAGUUACUGGAGAGUCAGGUUUAUUAAUAGAUGGAAUCUUAGAAGAACUAAUUAUGGUGAUUUUUCCCUACUUUUCUCUUACAGCUUGAUGGAAUAACUGUCCCUCUGCCCUUGUCAAUAUCUAGGAAAAAUUGGGUUUAUGAGGUGCAGAGGUAAUGCCCUAAAACGUAAAUUUGUUUUAAAAAGUGCCUCAGAGCUUGCUGAGAAAGUCAAAGUACAGAUGGAUAUGUGCUUUGUAGAUCGUUUAGAUUAGAAAAGCAAAACAGCCAGAUUUGUUUGGGAACAUAGCUACUGAUGAGAGAACGUGGCAGAAACAUCCCAUUCAGAACAUGCCAAUUUUCACAAGAAAGACUAAACAACAACUCAGUGAUGUCAUCUAAAAAGCAACAAGGGGGAAAAAAUGAAGCGCAUUUUAAAAUGCUACUUAUAGGUUGUGUUUUACCUACCAUGUUAGUUAACAAAGAGAUCCUGCAAAAUAUAUGUGGAUAAUUGUGUUAGGCAAAGGAGAAUCAUAGUAUAUACAAAAGAAGCUUUUGCAGAAUAUUGUAAAAAGGAAAAGAGGAUGAAUUUAAACAGUAUGUUUAAUAAUAAGCAAGUAGAGAAGAGAAAAAAAAGGUGUCAGUUGUUUUAUAAAGCUUUACCCACAUACCUGUAAUAAUCAAGUGUUUUGGAAAGGGGACGUGAUGGCACUGUGAGCUAAACCGCAGAAGCCUCUGUGCUGCAGGGUCAGAAGACCAGCAGUCGUAAGAUCGAAUCCAC